Messenger RNA from Sesamum indicum (sesame), 2227 nucleotides. Its product is annotated as WEB family protein At2g38370. The record is from RefSeq and is a predicted model, not a curated record. Gene Ontology annotation, cellular component: cytosol. Gene Ontology annotation, biological process: chloroplast avoidance movement; chloroplast accumulation movement. Lineage: Eukaryota; Viridiplantae; Streptophyta; Magnoliopsida; Lamiales; Pedaliaceae.
UCAUUUAUUCAAUUCAAUUGCUCGUUUACCUUUAUGGAAAAAGAAUCCAAACGUUACUCUGCUUUACCUUUUUUCUAAUAGAGGCCAUCAUCACCAACCCCGACACAACUUAACGUUACUCUCUCUCCUAUUCUACUCCUCACUACUUGUACUCCUCGCCUGUACGUACGCCCAUCUGUUGUGUUUUUCUCUCCACUCUCGCACACUACACACGAUAUCAAAUACAGACUCUCUCUCACCACACGAGAACCCCAACUCUUGUUUGUUUUUAAGGAUUUUCUUUUUGUCUCUGGAUCAUGGAAAUGGCUAGCGGAUGUUCCGAGAUCCUUGAACCCCACCCGCUUGAUUCGGGUCUGCAAGCUGAACCCGCGGGGGGAAGGGCUGAGAUUGACACCUCUGCGCCCUUCGAGUCGGUUAAGGAGGCGGCCAGCCGGUUCGGUGGGAUGGGUUUCUGGAAACCCAUUUCUCAUAAGCCUUCUGAAAAUGCCUCUGAGCAUGAUGGAGAAUCGUUUGACGUUGUCAAAGUGGAGGAACAGGCUGCACAGUUGGAAAGAGAUCUUAUCACCAAGGAAAGAGAAACACUCGACGUUUUGAAGGAACUGGAAGCCACCAAAAACAUUGUUGAAGAACUGAAGUUAAAGCUGCAGAAAGAAGCAUCUGAAAUUAAUGCAGCUCUCACAGCAAAUGCGCACAUCUAUGUGAAUUCUGUUGCUGAAGUACCAGAAGAAGGGGAACGCAAUAGCGACAAUAAUGGAUUUGGUGGUUUAGACCUGUGUCCCUCGGCAGCCCCCGGUCUCAUCCUACUGGAGCUGAAACAGGCUAAAUUGAAUUUAACCAGGACUACUAACGAUCUUGCUGACAUUCGAGCUACAGUUGACCUAUACAACAAGAAAAUUGAGAAAGAAAGAGCGUCUCUUGAGAAGACCCGUGUAAGGCUGUCUUCGAAUACCACGAAAAUAUCAAGUCUAGAAGAGGAGCUAAACCAAUCAAAACAAAAACUGGAGCUGGUGAAAGGUGCUGAAGUCCAAGAUAGUUCUAGUGAUCCCUUAAAUAUCACAAGGGAGCUACACAAGCUAAGUUCAGAGACUGAACAAUUUAAGCAAGUUGGGGAAGCUGCAAGAUUAGAAGUUCAGAGGGCAAUGUCGGAGAUUGAACAAACAAAGACUCGGAUUAGGACUGCAGAGAUCAGGUUGCGUGCUGCAAAGAAAAUGAAGGAAGCAGCCAGAGCUUCUGAAGCUGUGGCACUUGCAGAAAUCAAAGCACUCUCUAAUAGUGAAAACAAAUCCUCUGCUUCUCAAUGUGAAAAUAUAACUCUUACCUUUGACGAAUACUCGUCCUUAAUAUCUAAAGCUCGAGAAGCAGAGCUAGCAUGUAAGGGUAGAGUUGAGGAUGCAACGCUUCAAAUUGAUGAAGCGAACUUAUCUAAGACAGAAAUCUUGAAAAAGGUUGAAGAAGCAACAGAAGAAGUGAAAAUUAGCAAGAAGGCCUUGGAAGAAGCAUUGAGUAGAGUGGAAGCAGCAAAUAAAGGUAAGUUGGCGGUUGAAGAGGCUCUCCGGGUGUGGAGAUCUGAGCAUGGUCACAAAAGACGUUCCAUUCACAACUCUACCAAAUUCAAGAAUCCUCAUCCAUCCAUCCACCGGAAAGAGUCUCGUCUGCUUGAUGUAAAUGGUCUGAAUCUUGGGAAUGAAGAGCUAAAACCAGUUCUGAGGCCAACUCUAUCAAUUGGGCAAAUAUUAAGCAGGAAACUGCUGCUAACCGAAGAGUAUGAGAACGGAAUGCAAACAGAGAAAAGCAUGGGCAAGCGCAAGGUAUCACUUGGCCAAAUGCUUACAAAGCCUAAUGCUGAUCCACAUCCUGGUAAGAAAUCCGGGAAAGAAAACAAUGAACUCCCAGCAAAGAGAAAGAAGUUUGGUUUUGCUCGGAUCUCGCUCCUCGUGACGAAGCAAAGCAAGAAGAAGAAGAAACAAACAGCAAAUUCGAUGUGCCGCAGCACAUAAAUUGAGGUUCCUCUCCGUCAUUCCCAGUAGUGUGUGUUGCGCCUUUGUGUAAAUGGCCUUGUACCUAAGCUUAUUAUGGCCUUUGAGAUAUUAUUAUAUCUAUCUGCAUUUCAGUUGUCUUAGUAGUCAGAUUUGUAGGGGGAGAAAUGUGUAUGGUUUGAACUCUAAGGUAAUAUGUAAUCUUGAAUGUACUUGCUUCGUUUUAUGUAUUAUUCAUGUUGAUGGAGCCA